AUGCUUCUUGUGGUAUUGCUGUCGACUCUCUUAUCUUCUGGUCUCACACGAAAACUGCCCCCGGGAACAUUCUCCGUCCCCCUGGACUCAGAGGGUCUCCACACUCUGUAUUGGACGUUGGACUACGACGCUGGGACAGUUUCACUAGAGGUCCACUCCCACGUCCCGGCCACGAGCUGGAUAGCCCUAGGCUUCUCUGACUACGGGGAGAUCACUGACGCUGACCUGUGUGUGCUGUGGGUCGACUGGCAUGGCAAACUCCACCUAGAGGAUACUUGGACAGAUAAACAUGGGAUCAUCUAUAGGGAUCAGCAGCAAGACUGUGGGGAAGCUGGAUACUCCAAAAGCCGUAACAUCACCAAGUUCGUCUUUAACCGAAAAUUUGACACCUGUGACGGACAUGACUACAUUAUUGAGGAGGGUACCACGCACAUCGUGUGGGCCGCCGGCGCAGGUCCGCUAUUCAGGGUCGAGGGCCUCAACCUCGCCUCCGCCAAGCACGGCUUCCAGCGAACUCAGCUGCUGAAGAACCUGGCGGGAGAGGUGCCUCUGCCUCGAGACACCUGGGCUGUCACGGUUACCGAGAACAACAACCGAGUACCUUCCACGGACACUACUUACUGGUGCAGAGUGGUCAAACUGUCUGACAAACUGAGGAACAAACACCAUGUUGUAAAGUUUGAGUCGGUAAUAACAGCUGGUAAUGAGCACCUAGUGCAUCACAUGGAGCUGUUCCAUUGCGAGGCAAAGGCUGACGUAGAGAUGCCGGACUACAGAGGUCCUUGUGAUGGCUCAGACAGACCUCCGGAGACUCAAGUGUGCAAGAAAGUUAUAGCUGCUUGGGCGAUGGGAGCCACUCCCUUCUACUACCCUGAGGAAGCUGGCUAUCCAAUUGGAGGUCCGGACUUUAACUUGUAUGCUGUUUUGGAAAUUCAUUACAACAAUCCACAGUUGCAUGCUGGUAUGGUGGACAGUUCUGGCCUGAGAGUGUACGUGUCACCUACACUGCGUGCUCAUGAUGCAGGAGUUAUAGAGUUGGGGCUGGAGUAUAUAGACAAGAUGGCCAUUCCUCCAGGCCAGCCUCACUUUCCACUAAGUGGAUACUGUAUCUCCGAGUGUACUGGCAUUAAUCUUCCACCCGAAGGUAUUAUUGUGUUUGGAUCUCAGCUUCACACCCACCUCACGGGUAUUCGGGUGUUCACCCGGCAUGUCCGGGAUGGUCGAGAGCUUCCCAACCUCAACCGGGAUAAUCACUACAGCACUCACUUCCAAGAGAUACGACGACUCAAGCGACCUGUCCAUGUUAUUCCGGGAGAUGCUCUGAUCACCACUUGCAUCUACAACACUACUGGAAGAUCUAACAUCACCGUGGGAGGAUUUGCCAUCUCAGAUGAGAUGUGUGUCAACUACGUCUACUACUACCCAGCCAUCAACCUGGAGGUCUGCAAGAGCUCCAUCAGUGACUUGAGUCUCCAGACAUACUUCAGAUCAGUCAAUGAAUGGGAAAACCAACCAACAUCACCUAAACUAGGGAUAUCUGACAACUACAAGGCUAUUGAUUGGACACCAGUUCGAGCAAGUAUCCUAAAUCAGCUUUAUUUAGAGUCUCCUAUUUACAUGCAGUGCAACCAGAGCAGUGGAGAAAGGUUUCCAGGAGACUGGAGCAGUCUUCCAGUGACUCCUGUUCUCUUCUCUCUGCCCCCUCUACCUCGAGACUGCCCCACGAAAUAAGUUACUAUUUUAUCUAUAGUAGAAACUGAGAGGUUGUGGUAGUAAAAUUGCUGUAAAUAAAUAAUAUAAAUUAAAAUUAGGAGGUAACAAAUUAUAUUCAUUGUUAUUUGAAAGGAAUUCUAGUAGCCUUUUGUUAAUGUUGUGAGAUGUUAAAGCUUGGUUUUGUAAUUUUAUUUACGAUUUGAUUAUAUACUGAACCAAUUUGAUUUAUUUCACCUAUAUACAAAUAAAAUAUUUCCCC
This is a messenger RNA of Macrosteles quadrilineatus (aster leafhopper), 1972 nucleotides long. It is a transcript of the gene Tbh, whose product is annotated as dopamine beta-hydroxylase. Gene Ontology annotation, molecular function: dopamine beta-monooxygenase activity; copper ion binding. Bases 1 to 1731 code for a protein of 576 amino acids. The transcript is spliced from 11 exons. NCBI's taxonomy places the organism in Eukaryota, Metazoa, Arthropoda, Insecta, Hemiptera, Cicadellidae. The record is from RefSeq and is a predicted model, not a curated record. Gene Ontology annotation, cellular component: secretory granule membrane. Gene Ontology annotation, biological process: octopamine biosynthetic process; dopamine catabolic process; norepinephrine biosynthetic process.